CGCGUGUGUUGUCAUGUGACGUCAUCCUGCCGAAGGACAGGCGUUGCUCUCCGCACAAGACAAGAGGGCUGAACCGGGUCCGGCCCUGCUGGUCCAUUUCAGGAAGACUCCAAUACAGGCCGAUAUGAGACAGUGAGAGCGCAACAGAACCAGAAUCGUCUGCGAUCACCAUGACGACGCAGCCUUAGUGCUCAGCAUCCGCAUCAUCAGCAUCAUCCGCGGCUCAGGUGCGCCGUCCGUCCAUCCUUCAGGCAGGCAGCAUGGAGUUCAAAGAGCUGGUGGACACCGCCGAGAAAUGGUGCUCCGGGAACCCGUUCGACCUGAUCUUCGCCGAGGAUGUGGACGAGAGGCGACUGGACUUCUACGCCGAGCCCGGGAUCUCGUUCUACGUGCUCUGCCCGGACAAUCUCACCGGAGGAACCGACAAUUUUCAUGUGUGGAGUGAGAGCGAGGACUGUCUACCAUUCCUGCAGCUCGCGCAGGACUACAUCUCCUCCUGCGGGAAGAAAACACUGCUGGAGGUACUGGACAAAGUCUUCAGAUCCUUCAGGCCUCUCCUGGGUCUUCCAGACAUUGACGAUGAAACAUUCGAUCAAUAUCACGCAGACGUGGAGGAGGAACCAGAGCCAGACCACCAGCAGAUGGGUGUGAGCCAGCAAUAAUGCCCAGCAGAGAGGCUCCGCGCUGGGCCACAGUCUCUGCAUCGAGCCCUGCUCUCCUAACCUAACUCAUCUGGCUCUUCUUCUUACAUACACAAACACACACCGCACCAUUACACCAUUUAAAAUCUGGACAGCUUUUCCUGCACCCUGAUUUUAACUCAAAUGAUCAUUAUUUUGGUUUAUAUUAUUUCUCAUUAACUUCUCAUCACAUUCAAGCAGAGACAAAACAAAUAUCUCAUUCCCAGCCGUUAUAAUUUUUUUUUUUAUAUAACCUGUCAUGUGACUGGAGGUAGUAAAUAAGAAACUUAUGUUCAGAAUGGUAUACUAGUGUACUGUAUAUUGCUGCACUGUUGUCACAUGAGCUCAUUACUUUGCAUGUUUAAUUCAGUGUCAUGCAGUUGUCGAAAAUUAGGAUGUUUUGCAUUUCGCAUCCAAUUUUGUGGUAAAAACAUUUGAAUUCUUGACAGUGUGAUCAAAUUUUAAAAAUCGCAGUCGGUAUCACGUACUAUUCAUUCAUCAGAUUGGAAAUGGAAGGUAAAUGACAUUUUGAUCAAUUCUAUCAUCCGGGUAUUUCUUGCAAACACAAAAUGUACAUGCAAAAUAGUUAUAGUAGUAUGCUAGUAUGAUAUUCUGAACAUAACACUUGUGAAUUUGCUUAAGGUAAAUAAUUAAGGAAAGUCGCUUUUUUAUGUGCACCGAUGAAUUGUUGACAAUAAGACCAGGAACAUGUAUCAAGAAAGUAAAUAUGGUCAAUUAUUUUGAUUUCAUGUUGACUGUGGAUAAUCUAGAUAUCCAUUGUGGAUUUACUAUAACCGUGAAUAAGACAUUUAACCCCAGGUCUUGUGCUUUAAAUCUCUCCAAAAUACCUGCUAAAUGACAAAUAACCAAAGCUGAUUGCAAGUGCAUACAAAGUAUCUGUUGUCAAGGAUCAUAAACAUAAACAAGAUCAGAAGGUAAAUCUGAUUAUCGCUGGGGCAGAGGUGAUGGGGUUAGUGUGUUUUUGGGUGGGUGAGACGUUUAAACAGACGCUUGAUUAAUCCUCUCUUUGCCUUUAUUGUCUUUUGAUUGUAUUAAUCAACAUCCUCUGAGUUCAGAAUAGUUAACUCAGAGUUUAACCAGAGAAAGGUCAAACUGUGUAAGUCUAAACUCUUAAAAUAAAGGUUCAUCUGCAGUUCGACACUGAAUCCAAUUCUUAUCAAGAUCUGUUUUUGGCCUCAUAGGGUUCUUGAGUUGAUAUGGACUUCUUUAAAGGUGCUCUGUAUGAUUUUUAUCUAUAGAAUCAGCACACACCCAUUUGCUGUUUAAAUAUAUAGUGUAGUGAUGACAUUCUUAGCAGAGAGUGAAGUCUGCACAAGAAGAAUGUAACUGUAAUCUGUUACAGAUACUGAGAAAAAAAUGUGUAAUUAAAUUA
Sinocyclocheilus anshuiensis is the source of this 2073-nucleotide messenger RNA. RefSeq names its product maturin. NCBI's taxonomy places the organism in Eukaryota, Metazoa, Chordata, Actinopteri, Cypriniformes, Cyprinidae. Gene Ontology annotation, cellular component: cytoplasm. Gene Ontology annotation, biological process: positive regulation of megakaryocyte differentiation; regulation of signaling. The record is from RefSeq and is a predicted model, not a curated record. The transcript is spliced from 3 exons. Bases 261 to 662 code for a protein of 133 amino acids.